Messenger RNA from Suillus plorans, 1439 nucleotides. Its product is annotated as NAD(P)-binding protein. Gene Ontology annotation, molecular function: oxidoreductase activity, acting on NAD(P)H, oxygen as acceptor. The record is from RefSeq and is a predicted model, not a curated record. Gene Ontology annotation, cellular component: intracellular anatomical structure. The coding region runs from base 340 to 1254 and encodes 304 amino acids. Lineage: Eukaryota; Fungi; Basidiomycota; Agaricomycetes; Boletales; Suillaceae. The transcript has 6 exons.
CCUGCUGUCAAGUUGUGUGCCGGAGUGACUUGGUUGGAGAGAUGAUACCUUGAUAUCAAUCUCUUCCUUGCGUGUUGCAGUCUUAUUAUUAGUCACAUGCUCGUCCGAGACUAUACUUAACGGGGAUCAUGUUGAACGACAAUUUCAACUCUAAGCGGCGGCCGUUACAUCGGACGGUACCAUGGUUUCUGAAAGAUAAGCAGAGCCAAUCUAUUUUGGACUCGGAAUGCCAAUUACUCCUGUAGGGGAUAGGCUGGCGCUAUUGCUCGUCUAUACUAAUAUGCGCGAGCCUGGCAUGCUUCAUCUGAUCCUGUAUCCACGAUAAAGUGACACCUAACAAUGCUGAAGUCGAUUACCAGCUGCUCUGGCAGCCUAGCAAUCUUGCGGCGCUCAUCUAUUUACAAGAGUGGAGUCAGGUUAGCCUCCUUGCACUCUAGUACACCCGCAAUCCAAAGAGAGGGCUUGGGAGAUUUUGCAUUAACAGACCGGGUUGCGAUUGUCACUGGAGGCAACCGUGGUCUCGGACUCGAGGCUGCAUUGGCGCUCUCUACAGCUGGUUCGCGUGUAGUAUAUUGUUUGGAUCUCCCGGAGAAGCCAGGUGAAGAUUGGAACGCCGCUCGCCAGAGCCUAGCAAAACUUGACGGUGCAGGAAGACUCGAAUAUGUGACUAAUGAUGUCCGUGAUCAGAAAAAGCUGCUCCAAACGGUAGAAGAAAUUGCAACAAAGGAGGGGAGGAUGGAUAUUUGCGUCGCAGCAGCAGGGAUCGCUGGAGCCGCGCGGCCUUGCUUGGAGUAUACAGAAGAAGAGCUCGAAGAGGUUUAUGCUGUAAACCUCAAAGGAGUGUUCUUUAGUGCUCAAGCUGCUGCAAGGCAAAUGCAUCGGUUCCAGACACCGGGAAGCAUUAUUCUCCUGGGCUCCAUCGCUGGCAGUAUUGCUCUGAAGCACACGCCAGUACUUCCAUACAAUACUAGCAAGGCUGCAGUGAUACAAAUGGCUCGUGUCAUGGCAUGCGAACUUGCACCAAACAACAUCAGGGUGAACUCGCUAUCACCAGGUUAUAUUGAGACACCCAUGACGACAGCAACAAUUUCUGCGCGACCGGAAUAUAAAGCUAUAUGGUCAGAGCAAAGCGUCAUGAAUAGACUUGGAAAGCCUCACGAACUACGUGGAAUUAUAACGUGGCUGGCAUCUGACGCAUCGAGUUUUUGCACAGGAAGCAACAUUGUUGUCGACGGUGGAUAUACCGCAUGGUAGAGCCGAAUUGAGUUCUGAAUUGAUUCAAUGUAUAUGUCUCUCCACAUUGGGGUAGGUGUGGAGUCGUGUCUGCUUGAGCAGCUGCAAAGUUCAAACUCUCCAGAAAUGACCACCUCACAGGAAACAUCCGCUGUACACGCUACUUCACGCAAAAGCAGUGAUUCAGCAUCACCCACAAUGAUACA